Hibiscus syriacus is the source of this 5778-nucleotide messenger RNA. RefSeq lists its product as uncharacterized. The transcript has 14 exons. Bases 276 to 5720 code for a protein of 1814 amino acids. The record is from RefSeq and is a predicted model, not a curated record. NCBI's taxonomy places the organism in Eukaryota, Viridiplantae, Streptophyta, Magnoliopsida, Malvales, Malvaceae.
UAAAGUUUGCAAACAAGGAAGAUACUGCUAGAGGAGAGCAUUUAAGAGCACCACUUAAAGAAGGUCAAACUUCUGUUGCCGAAAGUGACCAGGGAGCUAAGCAACAAAAGCAAGGGCCUAUUUUGGAAGAAGAAGAAACUUCUGCUCGUGAACGUCAUCCUGUAACCCAGAAACCUCAAAGAAAAUCCAGACGAAUUACUUAUAUAAGUGCCUCUGUUGCACCUCCUAAUGCAACAGCCAAAGACACCGAGAAGAAGAAGCAAAGCAAGUCUAGAAUGGAGACUGUAGAAGAGGAAGCUGCACCUACUGAGAGUCUUCCAUCUCCUGAAGAAUUACCAGCUGGAAAGGAUGCGCUAUUUGCUGUGUCAGAAUGUGCAGGAAAUAAAAAUAAUCUUGAUUUGGAUGUUAGCGAACAGGUUGUCAAAAGCUGCGACGCAUGCUCUAACAAAAGUAGAAAGAAAUUGAGAAGGAAUUCUGGAGCAAAGAAGCAGUGUGGAUUUGAACCUCCAUUUCUUAACAAGGAAGAAGACAAGGAUUCUGCUGGAAAUAUGGAGGAAAAUCUGAAUGAAUCAUAUGUGCAGUUGGUAGGCCCUUCUACAGACCAAGAAAUGAAGCAGAAUGCCCAGAAACCUGUGGCGCUUUAUGAGAAGGAAAACGACUUAGUAGAAGAAGACGUAGAGAAAUUAGUCAAGGGCGGAAAUAUUGAGAGUGAAGUGAAUUGCAUGUCAAAUCGGACCGUCAAGACAACAUGUGUAUUCGAGGAUGCUAAUUGGUUGGACCCCAAACGACUGAAUUGUGAAAGCAAGUGUAGUCACGGGACGGAUUCUUCUCUGAUAACUUUUCCAGCUGAAAGCCAUGGAAAUGAAGUGUCUGGUCAAGAAAUGAUGGUAGAAUUUGAAAGUAAUGUUAUCAACAUGGAUGAGUUAACGUCUAGAGAUAAUGGUCUUCCAUUUGCUGAUAAAAAAUAUCUUACAGCUGCAACCUCCACCUUCCUUCACUCAGAGAAAGAAUGGGGGACAGAGCUACCGGGUGGUGAAAACACUAACUUCACGAGAAAUAAUGUGGCUGCUGCUUAUAGCAGAACUCCUUUUGGAGAGGCUCAGAUCGUAGUGGAAUUAAAAGAAACCAAUGUCACUGCUGCUGAAUCUGUCAAGGAGGAAGUAUCUGAACUUAAUAAGUCUAGUGAAAGUACUGGCUUGAAGAGUGAAUUAGAAAAUUUCCUGAAGAAAGCUGAAAAAAUGAUCGCUAAUGAUGUUUCAAAUAGAGAAGGGAUUCCACACAUUGAGAGUUCAGUUGAGGCUGCUGAAAAUCAAGAGAGUAGUGUACAAUCUCAUUCAACUACAGCCGAAACUGAUGCUCAAAAGAUAUUUGAAGUCAUGCAGAGCUCAUAUAGCGACACUGUUGCUCCAGGAACUCCAUUUGGACCUGCACCAGUCAAAGAUGAGUGCAGAGUUGAGGUUGCUAAUGCUGCACGAAGUGGGAUGUCUGAUCAAGAAAGAAGUGAAGAUCCAAAUCCAGGAACUGAAUCCUGUAUUCAUGAAUCUGUAUUAAUGAAUGAGGAGAAUACUGGAUUGGUGAAAAAUGCUGAAAAGAUUAGGAUACAUGAGGAUUAUUUUGAAAGUAAGUCUUCUCCGUCUGUGAAUAGAACAGGUGUUAUUGAUGAUUCUAACCUGGUUGAGUCUAGAACGGUUGGUUUCGAAAGCAGUGGUAACAAAGUUCUUUCUCCUGAGAUAGCUUCUCUAGCUGUUGUUUUUUCUUCUGCUAGCCGAGGAGGCCAUGCAGGCAGAACCUCAAGUAGUAUAGAACUGAGGAAGGUAUUGGAGAUUCAAGAACCUUAUGAAAACAUGAACCUUAUAAAUUAUAAUAUGGAUGAUGAAGGAAUAAGAAAUCCAGUUGUGGAGGAUCGGAUUGAAGGAAAAUUAGAAAAUGCCAAUAUGACUAUUGUUAACUCAGUUGAGGAGGUAAUUUUCAAUGAUAUCCUCAAAGAACUUGGUGAAAGUAUUGUUUUGAAGAAAAGAUCAGAAAUCCCUUUGAAGACGUCUGAAAAAAUGAGUGCUACUAUGUUUUCUAAUGGAGAAGGAAUUAUACUCGCUGAGAGAUCUGUGAAGGCUGAAAAGCAAGAAUAUAGAACUGAGAUUGAUGUUGUUGCUGCAACAAGUGGUACACCAAAUACUACAGAAAUAAAGUGUAGAUCAAGUAGUGAUACUGCUACUCGCGGAACUUCAGUUGGACUUGCUCCACAAAGCCAAGGUUCUCUUGAUGAUGCUUUGGUUGAAGUUGCAAGCAAUGCUACCAAAGUGGUUUCUUCUGGGAUGACCUAUCUUGCUGAAUUUUACACUUCAGUCAAUCAAAAAAAAAUUGCAGGUGAAAAUUCAAAUGAGUUGAAACCGGAGAAAGUAUUGAAUUUAGAAGAAUCGUUGAACACUGAAAAUGUUAACUACAGAGUUGACAAAACGGAAGUUAAAGAGAACACAGGUCUUGCCCGAGAGGAUCAGAGUUCAGUUUACUCAGAAGAUACCAACGUAACUGCUGCUGUACCAGUUCAGGAGGUAGUUACCUGGGAAAGUGACAAAACGGAAGUUAAAGAGGACACAGGUCUUCCUCAAGGGGAUCAGAGUUCAGUGUACUCAGAAGAUACCAACAUAACUGCUGCUGAACCAAUUCAGGAGGUAGUUAUCUGGGAAAGUGACAAAAUUGAAGAUAAAGAAGACACAAGUCCUGUUCAAGAGGAUCAGAGUUCACUGCAAUUAGAACAUACCAACAUAACUGCCGCUGAACCAGUUCAGGAGACAGUUUCCAGGGAAAGUGUCAAAAUGGAAGUUAAAGAGGACACAUAUCAAGAGGAUCCGUGUUCAUUGCACUUAGAAGAUACCAACAUAACUGCUGCUGAACCAGUUCAAGAGGUAGUUUCCUGGGAAAGUGACAAAAUUGAAGUAGAUGAGGACAUAAGUCUUGCUCAAGAGGAUCAGAGUUCAAUACAGUCAGAAGAUACCAACAUAAAUGCUGCUGGAGCAGUUCAGGAGAUUGUUUUCUGGAAAAGUGACAAAAUGGAAGUUAAAGAGGACACAAGUCUUACUCAAGAGGGUAAGAGUUUAAUGCACUUAGAAGAUACCAACCAAACUGCUGUUGAACCAGUUCAGGAGGUAGUUUUCUGGGAUCACUUGAAUAAAGUCUGUGAAAGUGGUGGUACAAAGGAAUCUGGAGAUUACUUGAAGAAAACAGAAGAAACAGGUACCAGUGAUUCAUCUGGUAUAGGAAUGGUACAAACUGAAAGUUCAGUUGAGACAGAUGAAAUGAGUGAAACCACUGGUCAAACAACAACUAUAGCAAUGCAAUGGAGCUUAAGCAGUCACGAUAAAGAUUUUAUAAGUCCUCUUAGAACUCAAGUAGUCAGCCAAGGUUACCAAGGCACAACUUAUAGAGAUGAAACCGAUGUUAGCAGUGCAGGAUGUGCAAUGCCUGAUCAGCUAAAUAUUGAAGAAAAUGCAAAAAUAGUGGAAAAUGAAGACACAAUAAAAUCUGAAACGGUGUUGUUUGUCAGUGGAAAAAAUAUUAAUGAUCAGAGUUCUGAAGGAAAGUCUAGGGAAGAUGGCGUUUAUCAUCCAGUUUCAGAUUGUAUUGACUGUCAAUGUGCAAUAGUUAAAAAAAUGGACAUCUCGGAUGGAAACUUUAACGAUGUUUCAGGUGAAAUAGAGGAGAAACUUACGAUUGAAUUUUUUGAUGGAGAAGUAGCAGGUCUGGUUUCACCAGAAGAGAAGGAUAUUUGGAACGAGAAAUUGCCCAACAACAGCUUUCAGCAUGCCAUCAAUGACAUGCAAGAAAAAUCUGAGGCAAUUUGCAUGGAUACAAUAGAUGGAAUUCCAGUAAAUAUUUUGCCUCAGCAUGCAUUGGAACAGCUGGAUAAUGAAAGUGAAAUUUCAAAGCAAGCUUUUGGUAAUGGCACUCAAACUUUGCCAUCCGAUGAAAGGACUACACCUAUCACUUCAGAAUCUUUUUCAAUGAGCCCUCUUGAUCAUGCGCUGGUAGAUCGAGAAAUGAAUGCCAGUGGUGAAAGAGUUGUGUGUCAUCCUGUCAUUAAAGACUUUGCUGCAACCAUGGAUGGCAAUGGAAUCAGUAUGAGUGGUGAAACAGAUGUUGUACAAGAGGAUAAUAUGGUGGAGCAAAUAGCAACAUCACCCCUGAAAGCUGAGCUUACUGACUAUGGUGGUGGCAACGUAGAUGCAGAGUUGCCCGAACCCAAUAUGAGUGUCACGGAUCCAAUAUUUCAAGAAACUGAUACUUUUGGGGUUCCGAGCACCGAGUAUCCAGGAGAGAUAUCAAAUGUGCCUGCAGCUAUGGAAGCUGAGAACUACGGUGUUCAUGAUGAUCAAGGUGAAGAGGUUGGACUUGAACAUGAUUGUAGCUCUUCCUUCGGAGUAGAUGGUUUGACAUCAACUGCUGGCCUGGAUGUGGAUAACAUUCCAGUGGUUUUCCCAUUGGAAAGCACUUCAAACAGUAGCUACCCUCAAUCUGGAACAAAAGUUGAUGAUCUUGAAAUAAUCGAUAGUGAUGCAGCAAAACAAUUUGAUACUGCCUUCACCAUUGAAGAAGCUAGGGUCGAGGAUGGUGAAAAAUCACUUGUUUCUCAUCAGAGAUGUUUACAUGGUGAACAGGAAGAUGUCUCGUCAACUGAUGAUACACCUUGUAGCAAGCUUGAAAUCAGUAUUGAAGAAGAACAUCCACAAGCUAUGGAUGACAUCAACGGUGUGGUGGGAACUGACAUUUCUACUGAAUGCAAAGUUACAAGGGAGGAAAUAGAUGGGCGCCAAAUCAGUUCCGGAGGUUUUAAUGAUGUAACCGAUGGUUCCUUCGAAGAUGAGAGCAAGAUAGGUCUUGAAGAACUUGUUGGAGCAAAGGCUGAUGAUUGUGACGGGUCCAUGAAAACUGACACAGACAGGGAUGACAUUGACAAUUCAGAUGUGAACCUAGAGACUGAGGAACCAAAUGCCUUUCAUUUUCCUGAAACCAUAGCACGUGAAUCCAGGGAAAUUGAGAGCUGCAGCAAGUUGAACAUUGUUUCUUCAAUGAAACCUGAGAUGGUUGUGGAUUGCUCUUCUGAUGAACGUAAACACCUAGAGAAUCCUGAUGAAUCAAACAUCUUUACCAACAUGGAUACGAGAUUGUUGUUUGGGAUUGAAGAUGACGUUAAAAAUUCAGAUGCAAAGGCUGAUGAUAGUAAUGAUGUAGCUUUAGACAUGACAGUCACAAAAUGCAAUUCAAGAGAGGGUGAUUAUACUUCGAAAUCAGAUGUUGAGGACACAUAUUUAUCUGUGAGAAAGGAUGGACCUGAAGAUACCGAAGAAACAAUGGAGUUGAGAAAUGACUUCUCGGGGCUGGAUGCAGCAAUGGUAGAUAAAUCUCCCUUUUUAAAUAGUUCAGAAACUGCCAAAGUUGCGGAUGGUGAAAAAGUAGCCUUCAGAACCGAACUAAACUUUCUAAAUGUGAGUGUGAAAAUGGAGAGAAGCAACAGCGUGCCAGUUAAGCACUUGAUUUCUUCCGCGAUGCAAAGUAAAAGCAAGCCUGGUUUGAUUCAAAGAACACCAAAGCGACCAAUUUUCCAUGACAUGAAGGAGAAUGAGGGUAGCACCAAAAGGGAACAGAUCGGAUACAGAACAACGUCUAAAAAUCAUCCAACUGAGGCCACCGCUCCAGCGUAUCUGAAACUGACUGUUUCUUUAUGAUUGUUUUAUUAUAUUAGUGGCAUUUCGCUGACAAUAGGCAGACGGUAACACAAUUUGC